CCUUAAAAAAUUUCCCUUUUUUUAAAUUUGUUUACCGAAAAAAGGGUUCACCAUCCUCUAACCCUAACCCACUCGCCAAAUCAGAUUUAACGCAAAACCUCAUUACCGAGCCCCUGUCAUGAUCGAAACUACCAGCCGCCACCGUCGCCGUAGUAAUCUCCUCGGUCGACAAUACCGUCGCCGUUGGCAACAUCACAGCUGUAGGGUACCGUGCCAAACCAAAGGUCUCUCCCAUUGACGUUCUUCAUCUCGUCGUGAACCACUUGAUCGGAGAACUCCUCUUGCCAUCACGAGGGGCUCUUGGUCGGUCAUCAUCUUCUUGCCGUCGCGAACUCUCUGCACAGCGUCACUGUCUUCCAACGCUUUGUACCCCAACACGCUCCUUUCUCUACAUUUCUCUCAAUUAUGUUGUGGAGUAUUCACCUCGCCGGUGCCUUACUUUGUCCCUCACUGUCAGUAAAAAUGGCUUCAUCAUUUUAUUCAUGAUUUUUUAUUUUUUUUAUUUAUCCUGAUUUGUGAGUUGCUGGUUCAUGUUUUCUCUCAACCUAAAUUGUUGAUGGUCCUCUGAUUCUGAUUUUAAGUUGUUGAAUCUGGAUGCUGAUUAUUCUGAUUGUCAUUUUAAUACUCAAUUGCUCGCAUUCUGGGUCUUUCUUCUGCUAAAACUGGGGUAAUUGUGUUUUUUUUUCUCCAUCAUUUAGUCGAACAAAAAAGUGGAACAAACUUAGGGGUACCAUCAACACAUCACCUUUGUUGCUCCCAAAUCAAAUGACGAAAGUUUCAUUUUUAUUUUAACUCGAUUACAUUAUUUUGUUCUUCUAUGUGUGCUAAAUUUUUAACAACUGGACCUAAUUCUUCCUUUCCCUGCAGAAGCAAUCUUUUAAUGUGGAAAAAUCUUUUUGGAAAUUAAUAAGAAAUGAAAUGUGGGCAGUUUUAGCAUAAAUUCAAUUUGAUUUAUUCAAGCAGCAACAUGUGACUUAGUAGAGACUAAAACAUAACCACUGUUUUAAUUUUCUUCAGGAUAAAUCUAAUGAGAAUUAAUUGGCCGGAUUUGAGUUUAUCUAAAUUAUACAGUCAAUUUUUGAAAAACUUAUUUUAUAUUUGAUUGAGUCAGUUAAAUCCCGAUUGAAAUGCAAUUAACCUCUGAAUCGAAUAUGCAUUUUUAAGCAAUUCAGUGAUGCUACCUCUCAAAGACAACAACUCCAAUGUUAUACUUAGUUACAUCCAUAGGUGGUUGUUUAGUUACGGUCAUUAGUGAUUGCCCCGUGCACAACACAAAUCAUGAUUCAAGGUUCUGGACAGAAGUUACCCUGUUCAUAUAUUCUCAUUCUUUCAAAAGUCAAGAUAUGCCCAACUUUUUUGGAAAUACAUGCAUGUAGAUAUGACUAUAGAUAGAUAGAUACAUAAGGGUAGCCCUUAAUGCUCCGUUCGCCUCAAGAUGUCAUUCAAAAUUAACUUAUGUUAAUUGGUGUCCCAUAGUCAAAUCUUAUAUUCUUAUAUAUAUAUAUAUACAUAUACUUUAUCAGUUGUUUAUUUUGCUUUGUGUUCUGUUUAUUUCUUAUUAGGCUGUGCCCAUAUUUUUUAUACUACUAUCUCUCCUUUUUGUUUUGAGUGAUGAAUUAUUAUGAGUCACGUGAUGCCUCCUAAGAACAUCUAAUUGUAUGUUAUGGUAUCGCCUAUUAUUAAAAGUAAAGAUAGGAGUAACCUUUUCGGCAAUAGAAGCAUAUGAAUAUAACAAGACAUACCUAGACAUGUGUAACCAUGCAUGCCCUGUGCGUGUGCACAUGCCAUUAUCAUGAACCAAUCUUAUGCUGUGUUCUAAUGUACAAGUAUACACCCUUAUUUAUUUAUGUAUUUAUUUAUUUAUUUAUUUAAUACUUGAUUGAGUUAUAUAUAUAAAUUUAUGUUAUAUAUAUUUAAUCUUUAUUUUUAAUUUAUUUAAUCAUCAAUAAUACUGGGUAAUUAUUACAAGAAAUGCAUUCCUUUUGUUGUUAUCUCAUUUAAAUUAAUUUUAAUUUACUUAUUGCUCAUAUAUUUUGUAUAUCGCGUUCACUUUUUCUCUUAUUGAAAAUGUUAUGCUUGAUAUCACCAGGUCGUAUGAGUCAUACUAAUUAACAUUAUUAACUCAUGUUAAUCAAUAACCAAUACUUAAGUUAUGAAAUUAUCACAUCAUGCUACUACGUGUGUACAUUUAGAACAGCUCUCUGAAGUGCAGCAAACACUUUUUGGGCACUUAGAGUUUCCAAUUUUGUUUCGACCUCAUGACAACAACCUCAUUCACCAUCUUCAUCUACAAGCGCCACAAGUGGUUAUAAAUACAUCACCAAGACCAGGAUCAAGCUGAGGGUAUUGAAAAUAUGGUCACUGUCCCCUGCCCAGCAGAAAUACGUAAGACUAACUUUGGAGUUUGUGGCAAUGGACCAGCUGGGAGAUCGCAUCCAAUGUUCCAUUAGGAAUCCACAGCGGAGGCUGUUUGAGGAUGAGUUGGUGGAGGGAAAAAUAUAUACCAUCUGCAACUUUUCAGUUGCCAUUAAUGAUAAAAAAUACAAGGCCACUAAUCAUGCUAGCAGGAUUUACUUUAAGAGGGAUACUCAACUUCGACUGGUUGAUGAUCCAUCCUUUUCUGAGAAUGUCUUCCGAUUUGUUCCCAACGAAGUCAUACUCAACCACACCAACGCUCAGUCGCAUCUUAUAGAUGUCAUUGGUCUUCUGACAGCCAAGGGUGACAUAAUUGAAUUUACUAAAAAUGGAAAGAAGAGCAACUACAUCGUUCUGGAGCUUGACGACAUGGGAAAAGGAAAAAUUCGCUGUACACUUUGGGAGGAGUUCGCAAGUAAGUUGGUCAAACAUAUUCAAGAGCAGCUGACGUCUGAGUAUAUCCUAAUUGUACAAUUCGCUAAGUUCAAUCUAUUUAAAGGUACAAUGGGGAUAUCAAACAUCACCUAUAAUUCAAAUCUUUACAUCAAUGCGGACUUUCAGGCGGUAAAGGAUUUUCGUAAAAGUGUCAUCAUGUCCGGUGUUCCACCUCUAAAUCAACUCUCCCAAAUAACGACUGAACCUGUAUACUCCAUUGAGGAAGAUCUCAUUGACAAGUCAAUAUAUAAAUCCAUUUCUGAGCUCAAGGAAUGCAUUGAGAAUGGGAGCUUUGUUACAAUUGGAACUGUUGUUGCAAUCGAUCCUAAGAACGGUUGGUGGUACAAAAGUUGCAAACAUUGUUUCCAUUCUCUGAAGGAGGCUGAGAACUCAUACCACUGCGCUAAAUGCGACACGUAUCCCACCAUUCACACUCCACGGUAUAGCAUUAAUAUUAAGGUUGUUGAUGACACUGAUUCGGCUGCAUUUCUGCUGUAUGACAAAGAAGCUUCCAAAUUUCUUGGGAUCUCAGCUUUUGAUCUCAGACUUGCACAACUGACCAGGGUAUUGUAUACUAUAUGCAUAUACUAUAGAUACUCUAGAUGCACGGUGGCACCAAUGAGGAAUACCCGAUAGAGCUUAAUUCUUUUAGGGGGAAAAAUUAUCUUCAAAGUCUCCGUGAAGAUGGAGGAUCUUAACUCAUUCCAACCGUGCAAGAUAAUUGUCAUGAAGCUUUGUGGAGACAUGUCUGUCAUAUCAAAAUUUAUUCAGAAGCAUGAUAUAUAUCAGCAAAAUCUGGCAUUAGAGCACUCACAACUGCUCAGCAUGCAAUCUGGGUCUGCAGAGACGCCUAAGGACACAUGUUCACCCUCUGUUGAGAUUUUGGUCGGCGACACUAAUGAGGGUUACUCAACUCCAAAGAGAAACAUUGUUAGUGGCGGAUGGACUAAACAACUUAUUGAUCUCUGUCCGAAUUCUGCCGAAGGAUCAUCCACAAAGUGUAGGAAAUUGAAGGAUGGCCAGGUUGCUGGUGUUGAUAAACCCCAUCAGGAUUAGUGCGCCAAAGCCUGCAAGAGAAAUUACGCAUAGAUUAAUGAUCCACCUAUAAGAUCACACUAUGUUUCGUACUGUUAAUGCUGCUUUCGGUUAAGGUCUUGUGUGCUGUCCUGAACUUAGGGAAUUUUAUAGGUUCCCCUUUACCUAUGUUUUCCAAAUAACGCAUGGUUAUAUACAGUUAAACCAUGCAUGUUGUUGUGUUUGUUUAAUGCUUACUACCCUGUAUGUGCGGAAGGAGCAGUAUCCAUGAUAUGCACCUGCUUACUGUGAUGUUGCUUUUAAUGCUAUCUUAGUAUUUAAUGUGGUCACCCCUUCUAAAUAUCACUCAAAUUACUAUAUGUUGAUUUUCAUGUGUUGGGAAAAAGAAUGAGACAAUUCUAAUGCAUGUAUAGUACCCUUAUGCA
Messenger RNA from Arachis ipaensis, 4310 nucleotides. Lineage: Eukaryota; Viridiplantae; Streptophyta; Magnoliopsida; Fabales; Fabaceae. The record is from RefSeq and is a predicted model, not a curated record.